CGUUCGARGUUAAAACGACAACCCUUGAAUCACGACCUCGGAGUUUUGGAUGUUUGUUAGGAUUUUUGGUUUUGCUGUGAAUUAAGGCGAAGUUUCCAAAUUUCGUCAGUACAACAAUUUUAUACAUAUAUAUCUCUAAAAGAAAGYGCUUUUGAAGCAUUUGAUACUUAGUCGCAGAAAAAAMCGAAAUCCGUCAAACGAAAUUCAAACUUCGAGGACGCAAUACAAAUGUUUCCGCUGUGGCUAAAARUAAUUCCGCGUAACUACUGAAGUGUUGCGUUACAUGACUGUAACACAACAGUCCAUCAAUCAACUGUCAGAUCACUCUAUCAACAUCAAACGUUCGGUUUCUUCCGUCUCAUCGAUCUCAUCAUUGUAGAAUUCGAAUUUUUAAGAUGAAGUUUUAUUUUGCAUUCGUUUUGGUGGUUUGUGUUGAUGUUAUGAUGUGUUCAGAAGCCGCCGAACAGAAACUGACUGAACACGAAAACAAUGAAUCAGRAAACAGCGAAAGCGAACCAUUCGAUCAUUCGGCGUUUUUACAAAUCGAUGAUACAGCGGAUAUGCACAUCCAGAAUUCUAAGGAAAGUAAGCUGAAAAUGAGAAAACUAAUACGAGAAAUAGACAUUGACAAAGAUGGAAAACUCUCUGAGAAAGAGCUGGGAGACUGGAUCAGAGACGUAAUGAACAGUUAUCUUGUGAGCGAAGGAGAGAAUCAGAUGCCAAAAAUUGACAAARAUAACGAUAAACACGUGACCUGGGAGGAGUAUAAAGMAGCAGCUGGAUACAGUAAAGGUGAACAAGUGGAACACAGAAAGAGCUCCGAAGAAAUGAAGAAACUUGACAAACAGAAGUUUGAUUUGGCUGAYAGCGAGCACGAUGGCAAGCUAUCUUCUUAUGAACUUGGUGUAAUGAUUCACCCUAAUGAAUCACCUGRUAUGACKCCUGUCGUUGUCAGUGAAUUUAUUGCUGGCAUGGAUCAAGACAAAGAUGGAAAGGUUUCCGCCCAGGAAUUUUCUGGUUUUGCUGAUAAUGUGCCAUCAGAGAUUGAUGGAUCUUUUAAAAACUUUGACACUGACAAAGAUGGUUUCUUGGAUUCGGUAGAAGUAAGAGCUUGGUUGGCUCCUAAAGACAAACAUCCUUUCCAGAUUGAUGUUGAAAAUCUUACACAAGAAAUCGAUGAUAACAAGGAUGGAUUUUUGACAGAAAAAGAAAUCUUCAAACAUUAUGCUGUUUUUGCCACUAGCCGAGCMACAAAGUACGGUAGACUCCUGAAACCAGGCAGCAAGACAAAAAAGUCGAAAGAAAGAGAAACCAGGAGAAAACAAAACGACGAAACCGGGCGAAAACAAAACGAUGAACUUUGAUGACGUUCAAAGUUUUUAGUGUUCGAAAUUAUACGCACAGCAUUCUACACUAUAGCUAUAUGAUAGUAUACGCACAGCAUUCUACACUAUAGCUAUAUGAUAGUAUACGCACAGCAUUCUACACUAUAGCUAUAUGAUAGAAUACGCACAGCAUUCUACACUAUAGCUAUAUGCUAAUGUCAUGCAGUAUAUUUUCGAUGUUUUCAUUCUAUGGUAUUGCUGGGAGAAAACUCAAAACCUUUUGAAUCACUCGCUUCAACCUUCCUCGUUUUCUCCUAACAUUAAUACGAAUUUCUAUUAGAGAAUGGAAACACGGAAAAAUAUUCAAAUAACAACUUAUUCGCUUGAAAGCCGUUUUUGCUCUCAUAGCUACACGGUUUUUUACACACUUCGACCAUUGAAUGCACGCGAUAGUUAUUGCAGUAGUUUCGUGUGCAAUCCUAUGGUUUUGAGCUCUUCUGUUGAAAAAAAAACAAGCAAAAAA
Molecule: messenger RNA, 1848 nt
Organism: Exaiptasia diaphana
Lineage: Eukaryota; Metazoa; Cnidaria; Anthozoa; Actiniaria; Aiptasiidae
Product: calumenin-A
Cellular component (GO): endoplasmic reticulum
Molecular function (GO): calcium ion binding
Source: RefSeq, a predicted model, not a curated record